GACUAAUGAGUUCGUUUUGUUUUUCCUCCGACGAAUGUUCACAGUUUCCACAUGCACAGUUUGGGUGGAGCCAAGUGCUGUUCUUGAUCAAGGGUUUUUGAGAUUGCUAUGUGUACCUGCUGGACGCGAAGGCGCUCCAACUUUGACGAUGGUUUUUCCCCCAACGAAGUACUGUUCAGCAUUCAGCAGUACAAUUCAUGCGUCAACGAGGACUCUCACUCAUUGUUUCUUCGCAAACUUGGUUUCUUAAAGGAAAAAUCCUUUCUCAGUUGCUCUCACCAUGGCGGAGAGAACAGGCCUCUGGAACACCACUCUGACUUUGAGUCAGUUUCAAGAUCUGUCUCCGGAAAAAGAUUUCCUCACACCUUUGAUCAAUUUCAACUUCCCCACUCAGAUUGUUCUGCUCAUCUUUCAAUUCCUCACUCCGAUUUCUGUCGUCCUAAAUGUCUUUGUUCUGGUGUCUUGUGGAACGAUCCUGUUUUCGGGUCGGAGCGACCGACCCGCUUUGCUCUUCAUCGGGUACAAUUCUGCCGUGGAUCUUUUUACCAUCGUGGCGGAUGCCAUUGUUCUGACGGGGGCGGUGAAUCCAAGCUUAGCGGGAUUGACCCAGGAAGACCUACCCUCUCAAUCGGAACUCACAGCCAGAUGUAUGAUCGAAAAGGCUUUGGUCACGUUCACCAUGUUUUCGUCGCUUGGAUCUGUCCUUCUUCUCACCAUUGACCGGUAUUUGUUCAUCUCCAAGCCAUUGAAGUAUAACACCAUGAUGACUCUUCCUCGGGCCGCGAUUCUUGUGAUUGUCUCAAUUGGUGCGGCCUUAAUUGGUGCCUUGGUGUACUCGUUUUCCGUGUUUCUACCAUGGGACGACGUGUGCACUUUCACCCAUGUGCUUCCCUUGGGAAUGGUCAUCUUUUGGAACGCAUUCUUCUUCAUCACAUGGUUCGCCAUGCACGGGAUGUACAUCGUCAUAUUGGCCAUAGCUCUUCGACACAAACGGGAAAUGGAGAAAAUCAAGACUCGUUACAGUCGGGACAACUCGAUCGCGUCGCUCAAAACGGUUGUGUCCGUUCCAAUCUCUCUCGGCGAAAACCGCUUCAAGACGGUCUCAAGGCAACACUUGAGCUCGGUGUCCUUAUUUAAAGACAACAAACGCUUCAAGAACACAAUGAAAACCAUUCGAUACGUGGUGAUAAUCUUAUUCAUUUACUCCUUGGUUGAGUUGCCGUGUGUCAGUGUGGCCAUCGACGAUAUCAUCUCUCAUGUCUCCCGUUCGUUCGACACCGAGAUUAUGGUUGGAUAUAGAGCGUGCAAACAUUCUCACAAUGAGUCCAUGGUUAUUGGCCUUAACGAGUCUUGGGUUCACACCCGGGUGACUCUUCUCCAUUGCUACCAUCGAUUCAUGGCUGGUCACGAGAGCUGUGUCUUGGUAACGCCCAUGCCUUUGGAGGAGGCUCCCAUUUGUCAGAUGUUAGCAGAGACCAGUCAUGCGCUUCAUUUGACCAAAAUAUUUACCAUGUCUUUGUUGGGAUGGAUUCUCAACUCGUUAGCCGACCCAAUUGUGUAUGCCUUUUGGUACCCCGUAUUUCGGAGGAAUCUGUAUAAGAUCGCCGUGCGUGCCCGUGACAAUCUCUCCCAUCGUACAUCCAAUAGCUUUACCCCGAGCACCAAAACACCUAACUACAAUACAAAUCACAACAAUAGCAACGACAAAAACAGCAAUCUUCCACAGCAAGUAACUAAUAAUAGAAUAUUCAUCAUUUCUUGAACAAAAUGGCUCCUGGUAACGCCAAACGCAUUAAACAACCUCUAUCUACUCAUUCAUCCAGAAAUCCUGCUCCUAGGCUAUCAAAAUCGCCAAGGUGAAGAAUUCGACACUUUCGAGCAUUUUAUAACUAAUCUACCAUUCGUAAACCUAGGUAUUAAGAGCUCCUCUUCAUGAAUCAUGGGCUGGGGAAGAGGGGAUCAUCCUUGUUCAAUGUUGAUGAUUCAGAAUGUCAAUAAUUGUCUGUAAAUACACCAUGUAUAAUAAAUAGCCUUUUGACUUGAAUAUAUAUGUCUUGGUUUUACAUAAAC
Messenger RNA from Tigriopus californicus, 2070 nucleotides. RefSeq names its product adenosine receptor A2b-like. Gene Ontology annotation, cellular component: membrane. The coding region runs from base 281 to 1762 and encodes 493 amino acids. The transcript has 3 exons. Gene Ontology annotation, biological process: G protein-coupled receptor signaling pathway. The record is from RefSeq and is a predicted model, not a curated record. Lineage: Eukaryota; Metazoa; Arthropoda; Copepoda; Harpacticoida; Harpacticidae. Gene Ontology annotation, molecular function: G protein-coupled receptor activity.